AUGUCUACUGAAGAAACUAAACAACCUAUUGAAGAAAGAAUUUACAUUGGAAAUGUCGAUUACAAGGCGGACGAAGAAGAAUUAAAGCAAUUCUUCGAUGGAUUAAAAGUCACCGAAGUUGAUAUUCCCAGCAAAACAUUCACCCGUGGGAAGAAAACCAUCGAUAAGCAUCUCGGAUUUGCAUUUGUUCAAUUUGAGGACAAGGCAGAUGCUGAUAAGGCGAUUGAGGAUUUCAAUGGGAAGGAAUUCAAGGGGAGAAACAUCUAUGUGAAGAAGGCGGUUCCACCGCCAACAGAAGAAGAAAAGCAACAGAAAAUCGAUGCAUUCAGGGCCAAGAAGGCGGAACAGAAGGCCAAGAAGGCGGAACAGAAGGCCAAGAGGGCUGAAGAGAAGGCCGAGAAGACAGAAAAAGAAGAUCAAGCCACGAAGUCUGAUGAGCCCCUGACGAAGGAAGCAAAUGGCGAGGCAAAGCCUAAGAAGACCAAGAAGAAGGCCGCUAAAAAGGCUGACACGCCUGAUGGCACUACCCCAGACGCAGCAACCUCGAGUGAAGACCCAAAGGAUAAAAUCCCAGACGGUAAGGCAUCGGCCGACACCAUCUUCAUCACCAAUUUGGAUUACAAGGUUGAUGUCAAGACCUUGAACAGUCUUUUCAAAGAAUUGAAACCAAAGUGGAUCCAUGUUCCUACCAGAAGAGUACCAUUUCAUAUCCUUAAGAGACAAAAGAGUAAGGGUAGAACUGUCUUUAAUAAGGGUAUUGCAUUCGUCAAGUUUUCGAACGAGGACUUGCAAAAGCAAGCGAUUGCCGACUUCAAUGGUAAGGAAUUAAACGGUAGAGAAAUCAUUGUGGACAUUGCCAUAGAUGCCAGAAUCCCAAAGCCUGACACAGAAGAACAAAACUUGCAAGAAGAAGUCUCUCAAGAUGAAAAGCAAUAA
Molecule: messenger RNA, 936 nt
Organism: Debaryomyces hansenii CBS767
Lineage: Eukaryota; Fungi; Ascomycota; Pichiomycetes; Serinales; Debaryomycetaceae
Gene: SBP1
Product: Sbp1p
Exons: 2
Coding region: 1-936 (311 amino acids)
Cellular component (GO): nucleus; cytoplasm; ribonucleoprotein complex
Molecular function (GO): mRNA binding
Source: RefSeq, a predicted model, not a curated record